Messenger RNA from Dictyostelium purpureum, 546 nucleotides. RefSeq lists its product as uncharacterized. Gene Ontology annotation, biological process: endoplasmic reticulum tubular network organization. The record is from RefSeq and is a predicted model, not a curated record. Gene Ontology annotation, cellular component: endoplasmic reticulum tubular network. Bases 1 to 546 code for a protein of 181 amino acids. The transcript has 4 exons. Lineage: Eukaryota; Evosea; Eumycetozoa; Dictyosteliales; Dictyosteliaceae.
AUGGGUAUCAUAUUUUUAAAAAAAAACAACAAAUUUGAAAAUUUUGUAGCAAUGGAAUCCAAAAUUUCGGAAAUGGAAACCAAAAUCAAAUGCUCAAAAAAUUUUAAAAAUAAUGUAUAUUGGAAAAUCAUUCUCUACGGCGUAAUUAUUGAAAUUUUUUUAUUACUAAUUUCAUAUAUCAAUUCUAGAUCAUUCAACACUUUGUUUGAAAAAUCAAAGUGUUAUGUAUACUCUAUAUUAUUUUCAAUUAUAAUUUAUACCUUAGCUAAAUUAUAUAAUUUUUUAUUCCAAUCUUUAAUAAAAAGCAAUGAGAAUAAAUUAAAAAAACUAAAUGUCGAUUUUCAAAAAUUAUUAGAUGAUACCAAACUAGAAGCCGAUAUUGAUAACUUAAAAAAAAAAAUAGAGGUAUAUGAAAAUUUAAAAAAAAGAAACCAACAAUCACAACAACCAGACCAACCGGACCAACCACAGCAACCACAACAACCACAACAACCAAACCAACCACAACAACCGGACCAACCAGACCAACCACAACAACCAAUUUAA